Messenger RNA from Oncorhynchus keta (chum salmon), 9246 nucleotides. Its product is annotated as centromere protein F. Gene Ontology annotation, cellular component: spindle pole; chromosome, centromeric region; nucleus. Lineage: Eukaryota; Metazoa; Chordata; Actinopteri; Salmoniformes; Salmonidae. The coding region runs from base 511 to 7038 and encodes 2175 amino acids. The transcript is spliced from 16 exons. Gene Ontology annotation, biological process: metaphase chromosome alignment; mitotic cell cycle; regulation of G2/M transition of mitotic cell cycle. The record is from RefSeq and is a predicted model, not a curated record. Gene Ontology annotation, molecular function: dynein complex binding; microtubule binding.
CUUUUCUGACCAUACCUCACCGAACCCUCUCUUCUGGCCAUACCUCACCAAACCCUCUCUUCUGGCCAUACCUCACCGAACCCUUCUCUUCAGGCCAUACCUCACCGAACCCUUCUCUUCAGGCCAUACCUCACCGAACCCCUCUCUUCUGGCCAUACCUCACCGAACCCCUCCCUCUCACGACAAAUCGUUUUAUUGUUGGCUCGUCAGGCGGCACGAGACUCGCGGGUUUUAGCAUGCAGUUGUUGAACUGAAAUGCUAACACAUUUUGAAACCAUCAUAAGACACGCGGCUGCUGAAAUAUUUACAUUAAACUUGUAAUCCACCACAUGUGAAGGGACAAAUCGAAGUGUAUCUGAAGUUGUCGCGUUGGAGCAUUUGGAUUUCACAUCAAUAUAAACAGGAUUGCGACAUAAAUGCCUUAACUUCCUGGGGCGUAUUGGUCUUACCAGACUGGUUCUCCAGUGUACUAACUCUGGUGUCUGACACAUCUACCCUGAUCGGGAGGAGAUGAGCUGGGCAGAGGAGGACUGGACAGUGGGCCUGUCUGGCCGGGCCCUGCAGAAGGUCAAGGAGCUGCAGGUCCAGCAAGAGAGGCUGAACAGAGAGAGACAGCAGAAACAGCUGCAGCUGGACAGCACACAGACCUCCCUCAACAAACAGACUGUCAAGUAUGAGGAGGUGCGCGGGGAGCUGCAGUGUGUACAGAGGGAGUUACAGGGGGCUCGUGAGGAGGUGCAGGCAGGUGCGUGUGCGCGGGAGCGUCUCUCUCAGGAUCUCCAAGUGAAACAGGCCCAGGUGUGUUCACUGGAGGGACAGCUGGGCUCAGCACGAACCCUCACACACACCCUCGAAAAGGAGGUCAAAAGGUUGGAGGCAGAGCUAGAGAAGUUACAGAACACUAACAGCUCUGGAGACUCCAUGUUGUUUUCCACCCCAUGCUGGAGUAUGACAUCACCAUGGGACCACAAUGGUGGGAGACAGGAGGAAAGACAGGGACACAGAGGCGAGGGGGACAAUAAAGCACCACACGUCAGUCAACAGCUCAAAUUCUCUGAACCUGGAUUCUCACCCACGCCCAUGUUCCCACAACAACAAGCCAAGGGCACGCCCCACCGGCGCCUGUCACACCAAUCAGACUCCUCCACUCCCUCAGCUGUGUUUCCAUGGGAACGAGAAGACCCAAAGCCUUCCACCAGGGGACGACCCGCUCCUCCUCUCCCCUCCUCCAGCGAUGUCAGACGAGGCCAGGAAGCUGGGGAUUGUGGGAUGGUGGAGGAAUUCAGGAGAGAGACAGACAUGUCGGGGUGUGUAGCAGAGCUGCAGGGGCGUAUGCGUGGCCUACAAGAGGAGCUGAAGGCUGAGUGUGAGCGGUUCAGACAAACCCAGGAUGCUCUAGCCAACGCCAGGAAAGACCUGACCACCAGAGAACAAAGUCUACAGAGGGCCAAGGAUGAACUGAGCCUCGCUCACACGCGCAUCUCACAGGAGAGCGAUCGGGCCCAGUCGUUGGAGCAGCGUGGGAAGCAGCUGCAGGAGGAACUGAAGUGUCAGAGACAGAACACUGAGAGCAGCCGCCUGCAGCACCAGCAACGCACCAGAGACCUGGACAAGCAACACCAGAGGGACUUGUUGGAGCUGCAGAAAGAGUGUCAGUCUGUGGAGAAACAGCACCAGCUGGAUGUUAACAAACUGAACCAGGAGGUCCAGCAGGCCAGAACACUACACAACACACUACAGGCCCAGUCUGAGAAGGUGACCCUUCAGAAGCAGGCGUUGGAGAGGGAUGUAGACAUUCUGAAAGAGAAAGUCAAAUGGACUGAGGGGGAACUGAAGGAGAGCCAGAAGAAAGAGGCCCAAACACAAACCAGACUAACGGAGACAGUGCUUGAGAGGGAGGGGUUGAAUGUUACUCUGGAGCAGAACAGGAGGAGAGAGAGGGGACUGGAGGAGGAGGUGAAGAAUCUGACUGAGGAUCUGGCUGAGGCCCGCCGACGUGUCAAAGAACUAGAAGACCAGAAGACAGUCCAGCCCUCUGUUGCUCCAAUGACUCCAGUUCCGUUUAGCCCUGCAGGACAGAGCUUUUCCCCAGUCUCACCACCACGACAUGGCCGCCACGCCCCACACACACCCUCGGCUCAGACCAACAGACCUGCCAGAGAGGAGCGAGCGAGGGAGUCAGAGGAGAGAGGGAAUGAGGAACGGAGAGCAAAGUACCCCACAGAGAGAGAACCUGGAGAGGGCAUUGACUCAGAACACAUUACUGAGUUUGGAUCCACAGACUCUGAAAAACGACAGAGGGCAGGAGGGAGGGGGGAGGAGAGGAAACGAGAGAAUGAGAGAAAAGAUGAGGCAGAGUCCGUAGUAGAUGGCUGCAUCCCUGGAAAGGGAGCAUCUACCAAGGACAAAAACACACUCGACACACCGAGCUCUCUUUCUCCAACAGACCAAAGUCCCCACCUCACCAGCUCCGCUGGCUCCGACACAGACUACGAGAGCGAGACCCUGUCCAGCCACUCCAAAGCCCGAGCCCAGACCACCGGGGCUGAGGGAGACCUACAGAGGGAGAACAGAGAGCUGCGUUCAGAGCUGCAGGACGUUAAGGAUGAGUUACAAAGGAGACUGGAGGAUCUGGAGACCCAGCGCAGAGCGGAGGCCGAGGCCAGGACCAGGCUCAAGCAGCUCAGCCGCAAACACGCCUCCCAAACCAAGACCUCCAGAGAGACGGAUGAGGAGGAGGAGAGGGCCGAGAUGGGGAGGUUGAAGGAGGCACUGGCUGAACUUGAGAUACAGGUCAGGACAGAUGCAGAGGACAGGGAGAGAGUGGAGGAAAGGAAAGGGAGGGAGAGAGACGACCGGGAGUCUGAAAGCAUGCUGCUGAAUCUCCAGCUAAAGAAGCAGCUGGCUGAGUUGAAGACUGAGCUCUUGAUAGAACAGGAGGAGAGAGAAAUGGAAAAGGAGGAGGAGAGGAAGAGAUUGAAAAACAAAGGGAUCGAAGGAACGAUUGAACUUACUGUGAAGCUGGAAGAGCUCCAGGCAGAGUUGGAGGAGCUGAAGAACCGUGGAGGUCUUGAAAGGAAGAACAUGGUAGAUAAAAACACCCCUCUGACAUAUCUCACCAUGCACCAUGACAUCCCCUCUAACUCCAACAAGCUACUACCAUCUCCAGACCAGCACCAUCUCCUGUGUGAGUCCACCACUGUUGUCCCGCAGGCAACAACAGCUGAUCUGAUCCGGGAAGAAGGAACUCUGAACAAAGCACCAGAACUCUCCAGACCUAUUGGUGAGGGAGAGGCCAUUGUGGAGGCUCAGAGGGGUAUGUCUGCCUCUGAGCUGGGUGAAACCACUGUGGAAGCUGAGAAAGGGAUAUCUUCCUCAGACCAGGGAGAGACCAAUAAAGACACUCUGAGAGGUGUAUCUCCCUCGGACAUGGAGAAAACCCCACUGGCACUCCAGAGUGCAGGCUUCUCUGCCUCAGAUCUAGCCCAAGAGGUGGAGCGUCUGCGGGGGGAGAGUGCCAGGGAGGCUGGACGAGCUAUACACUCCCAGGCAAAGCUGGAGGCUUUACAGAGCCAGGUGACCAGGCAGACCCAGCAGCUGACCCUGGCCUUCGACCACCAGAGCAGACACAUCCAGGACCUGCUGGCAGAGCUGCAGGAGAAGGAGGGCGGCCUUCUCAGGCAGGGAAAGGAACUGCAGCGCUGCAGAGAUGAAUUGGCCACGCUCAGACAGGGGAUGGAGAAAGAGAGAGAGAGACGAGAGGAAGAGAGACAGGAGGAGGAGAUAAAGAGCACUAGGGUAACUAUAACCCCUCAGCAGGCUGACCAUUACACAGAUAUACAUCAGAUGACACAUAGCACUCAGAAUGAGUCUGCCUCCGGGAUAGAAGACACUACAGACAUAACAAUCAACCCACUGAACACUACCCAGGCUUCCUCUACACUUUGUGAUGAGGGAGGUCAGCUGACCACUCCACAGAAAAACUGUGUCACUGAAUGGCAUGAUGUAACAGAUAGCAGUACCACUCUGGGCGGCCAUCCUGCUGAACAUAAUACAGAGAAGAUGGUGGAUUCUAAGGCUUCUGCCCAGCCAGGCAGGAGUGAAGAGACGAGAAACAAAGAGAAAUUCAAAUCUGACAGAUUAACUGUAGCAUGUUCCAAAGGGCAGAUGGAACCGUCUGAGAGUUCUGAGAUGAAACGCAUCCGUAGUGAAGAACAACAUUCAACGAAGGAGUUACAGCUAUCUCAGAGAGACCCGAGUCUAACCAGGACUGAGAACACAUGUUUUACUGCAGAGCUGGAGAAAGCUUCUGGUCCUAUCAACAGACCAGAAGACACCAGUGGACAGGACAGACAAGAUAGCGGAGAGAGUUUAGCUGUAGAGCUGCAGUCUCUAAAACAGAAGAACGAACUGCUGAAACUGACACUUCCAGAUGUGGCAAACACAGACCAAGAAACUAGUUCUGUCAGUAACACAACACUACCAGCGACUUGUGAAGAACCGGCUGAAAGAAAAGCAAAGAGAAGGAAUAGAAAAAAGCAGAGAGGAGGACAGGAAGUUAAUUCCACCUCUGGAGAGCUAAAGCAAAUCAGUGACAUUAUCACCUCGGGACGUGAGGCCACACUGCAUGAUGGAGGGAAGCCUGUAGAUGAGGAGAGAGGGGGAGUAGAGUCUGAAGGAGUGAAGGAGAUGGGGAGAGGGGGAGUAGAGUUGGACGGAGGGAGGGAGACGGGAGCUGGGGAUGAGGGGAGAGAGGGAGAAGGAGUGAAGGAGAUGGAGGCAGGGGAUGAGGGGAGAGGGGCAGUAGAGUCUGAAGGAGUGAAGGAGAUGGAGGCAGGGGAUGAGGGGAGAGGGGCAGUAGAGUCUGAAGGAGUGAAGGAGAUGGAGGCAGGGGAUGAGGGGAGAGGGGCAGUAGAGUCUGAAGGAGUGAAGGAGAUGGAGGCAGGGGAUGAGGGGAGAGGGGCAGUUGAGUCUGAAGGAGUGAAGGAGAUGGAGGCAGGGGAUGAGGGGAGAGGGGCAGUAGAGUCUGAAGGAGUGAAGGAGAUGGAGGCAGGGGAUGAGGGGAGAGGGGCUGUAGAGUCUGAAGGAGUGAAGGAGAUGGAGGCAGGGGAUGAGGGGAGAGGGGCAGUAGAGUCUGAAGGAGUGAAGGAGAUGGAGGCAGGGGAUGAGGGGAGAGGGGCAGUAGAGCCUGAAGGAGUGAAGGAGAUGGAGGCAGGGGAUGAGACUCUACUAGACACUACUCCACUGGCUCCACUCCAGAUCACCUGCCUAGAGAAGCAGGUGGUGAUGCUGCAGGCUGAACUGCAGUCUCUCUCUGAGGAGAACCAGAGGCAGGCUGAGGAGCUGACAGUGUGGAGGCUAAUGGCCCAGCCCCUCUGUCUAGACCCAGAGGACCUCACCUCUGUUACCCUCAGCCCUGGCCACAACACUGCUACCCUCAGCCCUGGCCACAACACUGCUACCCUCAGCCCUGGCCACAACACUGCUACCCUCAGCCCUGGCCACAACACUGCUACCCUCAGCCCUGGCCACAACACUGCUACCCUCAGCCCUGGACACAACACUGCUACCCUCAGUCCUGGACACAACACUGCUACCCUCAGCCCUGGGCACAACACUGCUACCCUCAGCCCUGGACACAACACUGCUACCCUCAGCCCUGGACACAACACUACUACCCUCAGCCCUGGACACAACACUGCUACUCUCAGCCCUGGCCACAACACUGCUACCCUCAGCCCUGGACACAACACUGCUACCCUCAGCCCUGGACACAACACUGCUACCCUCAGCCCUGGACACAACACUGCUACCCUCAGCCCUGGACACAACACUGCUACCCUCAGCCCUGGACACAACACUGCUACCCUCAGCCCUGGACACAACACUGCUACCCUCAGCCCUGGACACAACACUGCUACCCCCAGCCCUGGACACAACACUACUACCCUCAGCCCUGGCCAACACAGCAGUGUGAUGGUGAUCAGAGAGGAUGAGCUGCUUCUCUCCUGUACCUCCAGUAGACUGUAUGGGAGGACCCUGGCCUCAAGACUGCAUCACUGCAAUUCUCCUGAAGCAAAGAGUCUCCAAAACCCAUCCAGAAAGAACAAAUCUACACAUCCCCAAGAGACGGAAAAACAGACCAAUGAACAUGGGGAAGAUGGUGAAGAAGCAGACAUCACCAAAGAUGUUUACCAAAUCUCAGAGCUCCAGACCAAGGCAACAGAGCACACUAACCAAGAUGAUUCAGAAAACAAGACCAAUCCAAAUACUUCCAGAGCAACAGAUGAGACCCAGGCCAAAGAAAUAGUCUCAAGGCACAAUCUAGACGUCAUAGAACUAGAUAACAAAGAGUUCCCCACUCUAUCUCUCGCUGAGGCUCAAUCCACUGAAGCACAGUCCUCUGAAAUCAACCAUUCCAGUCACCAUCAAGAGGUACCAAUCUCCACUGGUGUUGAGAAUAAAAGUCACUCCUCGGUCCGUAGAACUGUCACCACUACAUCAGAGUGGCGAACUGAGAGAACGAUGGUGGAGACCAAGGUUCUGAGUUCAAAGGUCAUACCAGCAGGAUGGACAGGUCAAGAGAGAUUGAGCUCUGUAGAUGUGAGUAGUACCAGCUCUCAGACAGAGGAGGGGAGAGAAACAGGCGCCCUACCAGAAACACACCACGUAUACACACAGACGGAGGAGGAGGAGAAUGAUGAAGAACCCACAGAAUCACCCCCUGUGUCACCAGUCCAGAUGUCUGAGGCCGAGGGGGACAGGAUGUUGUUUUCUGGGUCCUUCCCGAUCCCUGCUGACCCAGCCCGUCUUGCGGAGCGGAUCCGUCGUAACCGGACUCAGAUGUCUGCAGCGUACGAUGAUACGGAAUACGAACCCUACGGCCUGCCUGAGGUGGUCAUGAAAGGUUUUGCUGACAUUCCCAGUGGUCUAGGCUGUCCGUACAUUGUGAGGAGGGGGCUCCUGGGUACUGCUGCUAUGCCCCGCCCCCAGAGAGAUCCCGGCCAGAGGGAGGGGGGGCAGGAGGACCCUGAUUAACCCCAAACAGUGUUUGUACAGAUCCACUGGAAGACCGUCGGAGGAGGAGUUCAUUUCACUGGACCUGCUGUGUACUGACCCCCACCUCCUGCCCUGAUGUACUGACCCGAAUAAAACCUGUUUCAUCUCUUGUGUACUGAAACACCUGAAGAGGGACAACUGUCCCUUGCUGACGUUUAAGACAAGACAUUUCUUCGAGUUAUACAGAGGCUCAUUGGUUUCUAUGCACCUACUACAGUACUGUUCUUUACAAAUCUACUGCUUCAGAUUUCCUUGUUGUGGUUCAAAUGAGAAAUGGUGCCUUGUUUUUAUUUAAUUUUUAUAAGCUACUUUAGGCCAUGGUCCAUUGCCUGUUGUGAAAACUUGAAUUUUCAUUUGAAUAGUCUUAUUUAUAGACUGUUGAAUGUUUUAGUGUGUGUGUUCAUUUUGGUUUGUAUAAGCAGUGGGUGUACAUUUGAGGGAGCGUGUGUCGGUUUGUACAAAACUGUACACGGAUGAGUACGUACUGCAUGUGUAGGAUGAUGUCUGGUCGUUAUGUUUUCUCAAUAUUAGCCUGUGCCUGUGUAUGACUCAACCUAACCUGAGCGUGUUUCCUCUCCUUGUAUGGUGAUCCACUGGGAGCGCUCCUUCUCUUCCCCUCCCUCGUCCUCUCUUUCUGUUCUUUCCCUAUUCAUUUCUCUCUUUCUUUACACUCAAACCUUUUUAAAAAUGGCACCCUGUGUGCUCUUGAAUUUACACAAGUGCUAAACACGUGAGUGAGGUAGUUUAUUUUAAUUUUUUUAGAUACACUAUUUAAAUUGUGCAGGUUUUAGUCUGCUUUUUUGGACUUUUUUAGUUUUUCCUAGAUUUAAUAUAUUACAUUUUUGGGGGGAUAGAUUUUUCGUGCACGUUAGUGAUUGUGCCUUAGUUUUCUAGAUUUUCAGUUGCAUCAAUAAACUGCCAUGGUUUGAAACAAUAUUCACUUAAGAGAUUGUAUAUCAAAUUAAUUUAGAGCAUCUUAAAUGUAAUCUUGGUACUGCCACCCUCAUUGGUGUGCUUUGAGGAAGUGUGUGUGCUUGUAUACAAAACAUUAAGACCUCUUUCCAUGACAGACUGACCAGGUGACUACAGGUGAAAGCUAUGAUCCAUUAUUGAUGUCUCUUGUUAUAUCCACUUCAAUCAGCGUAGAUGAAGGGGAGGAGACAGGUUGAAGAAGGAUUUCUGGUAGAGCAUGGCACUUGCAACGCCAGGUUUGUGGGUUCGAUUCCCACGUGGGACCAGUACAAACAAAAUAUAAAAAUGUAUGCACUCACCACUACAUGUCGCUCUGGAUAAAAGCAUCUGCUAAAUGACUCAAAUGUAAACGUGUGUGUGUGUGUGCCAUUCAGAGGGUGAAUGGGCAAGAUAACAUAUUGUGCAGUGCCUUUGAACAGGGUAUGGUAAUAGGUGCCAGACUGACCGGUUUGUGUCAAGAACUGCGACACUGCUGGGUUUUUCACACUCAACAGUUUUUCCGUGUGUAUCAAGAAUGGUCCACCACCCAAAGGACAUCCAGACAACUUGACACAACUGUGGAAAGCAACUGCCCCAAUGAAGUGAGGCUGUUCUGAGGUCAAAGGGGAGUGCAACUCAAUAUUAGGAAGGGUUCUUAAUGUUUUGUACACUGUGUUUUGUUAACGAAACCUUCCUCCAUUCCAAAUCCGCUCCGACCUUCUUUCAGAGCGGAGGUUCAUUACAGCGUUACUGCAUGGUACUAAGAUGAAUGUGAGUUGUUAUUGGUUUUUUUUGUGGUCUAAAAAAUCUCUCAAAACACCUAUUUGUUUUUAACACACAUCUAAAUAAGUUAACAGCCAUUGGGUCUGAUAGAAAUGACAGGAUUAAUACAUUGUGGAGUGAUUUUAACUUGAUACACAUAGUUAGCUACACUUGCUUUCUUUCACUACCGACAUGAUGUAUGUAGCCACUAGCAACAACCAUGUCUUCUCUAGAUUCUAGAAGCCUGGCGUGUGUUCUAGAACACGUAUGGGCUGUUACAGUACCAUUCACUAGCCUUCUGAACACACCCCUAGCUGAGUUAUCUGUGGGAUCUCUGGGUGGUGGGACUAGUCCAAGGAGUCCAGCAGAACACACUGGAUUCUUUCCCCUGUAUGUGACACUUUUAUGUGAAUGUAUCGCUGUUGAUGCUUUGUGUUGCUGUUGAAGAAGAUAGAUUAAAAAGGUUGAUCUAAA